This is a messenger RNA of Miscanthus lutarioriparius, 1875 nucleotides long. NCBI's taxonomy places the organism in Eukaryota, Viridiplantae, Streptophyta, Magnoliopsida, Poales, Poaceae. The record is from the annotation of a GenBank genome assembly.
AUGCUGGAGGAGCUGCUCAUCUUCACCCGGGGCGGCCUCAUCCUCUGGUCGUCCUGCCGGGCGCUCGGCGCCGCCGCCCUCAAGGGCUCCCCCAUCGACGCCCUCAUCCGCUCCUGCCUCCUCGAGGAGCGCUCCGCCGACGCCAGCUUCUCCCAGGACAACUACGCCCUCAAGUGGACCUUCCACAACGACCUCGGCCUCGUCUUCGUCGCCGUCUACCAGAAGAUACUCCACCUCCUCUACGUCGACGACCUCCUCGCCGCCGUCCGCAGGGAGUUCUCUCAGAUUUACGACCCCAAGCGCACCUCCUACGAUGACUUUGGGGACAUCUUCCGCCAGCUCCAUCGCGAGGUGGAGGCGCGCGCCGAGGAGAUGAAGAAGUCCAAGCAGGCCCUCUCGUCCCGUCCACAGCCUGCCCUCUCCCAGAAGAAGGUUGGUCCCAAGGGCCGCCGCGGCGAUUCCCGCGGUGCUGCUGCCAACAAGGGUGGCUCUGGUGCCAAGGAUGACUCUGAUGGCGACGACUCUGGAAACAAGGACCAGAACACUCUGGCGAACGGUGCCUUCAAGGGCCAAGAGAAUGGCGCCCGUAAGGAGAAUUCUCUCGCCCGCCCUGUUGUUGUUAAGGGAAAGGAGAAUGGAGGCCCCAAGGAUAAUGGGGCCUUUGAUGUAAGUAAACUACAGAAGCUACGAACCAACAAGAAGAAUGUUGCCGCUGACAAUGGAACCAAGAAGCUGACUAAACCUGACACAAAGAAGAAAGGGAAGCAAGACAGGGUGUGGGACGACAAACCUUCCAACAAGAAGCUGGAUUUUACAGACCCAGCUGAUGAGAGAGGGGACGAGGUGACAGACAAUGUGGCAGUCAUCGAGGGAGAAAGCAUGAUGGAUAAGGAUGAGGAUCUGAGCAGUGACAGCGAGGACGAAGAGGUGGAAGAUGGACCCAAAAAGAAAGGAUGGUUCUCAUCAAUGUUUCAGAGUAUUGCUGGUAACAAUGUAUUGGAGAAGUCUGAUCUGCAGCCUGCGCUCAAAGCUCUCAAAGAUAGGCUGAUGGCGAAGAACGUGGCAGAGGAAAUUGCAGAGAAGCUUUGUGAAUCUGUUGCAGCUAGCCUUGACGGCAAGAAGCUAGGAUCUUUCACUAGAAUAUCAUCUACAGUCCAGACAGCUAUGGAGGAUGCUCUUCUUCGGAUUUUGACCCCAAGACGCUCUAUUGACAUACUCAGGGAUGUGCACGCUGCCAAGGAGCGUGGGAGGCCAUAUGUCAUUGUUUUCGUUGGGGUGAAUGGAGUUGGCAAAUCCACCAAUCUUGCAAAGGUUGCUUAUUGGCUUCUUCAGCAUAAGCUCAGUGUAACGCUUGCAGCAUGUGACACCUUCAGAUCUGGUGCUGUUGAGCAGCUGAGAACUCAUGCAAGGAGGCUUCAGAUACCUAUAUUUGAGAAGGGUUAUGAGAAAGAUCCAGCAGUUGUAGCGAGGGAGGCUAUUCAGGAAGCAACCCGGAACAAAUCAGAUGUUGUUUUGGUUGACACUGCUGGGCGUAUGCAGGACAAUGAGCCACUCAUGAGGGCACUCUCCAAGCUAAUCAAUCUCAAUAGCCCAGACCUGGUUUUAUUUGUUGGAGAAGCAUUGGUUGGAAAUGAUGCUGUGGAUCAGCUCACUAAAUUUAACCAGAAAUUAGCAGACCUAUCUGCUGUUCCUACUGCUAGAUUGAUUGAUGGUAUCCUGCUCACUAAGUUUGACACCAUUGACGACAAGGUUGGAGCAGCGCUUUCCAUGGUCUACAUAUCCGGAGCUCCAGUCAUGUUCGUCGGCUGUGGUCAGUCCUACACGGACCUGAAGAAGCUGAACGUGAAAUCCAUCGUGAAGACCCUCCUGAAGUGA